AGGGCCAAUAACAUGGUCCAUUAAUAUUCGGUGAAACGGCACCGCUUUGUUGAGCCGUAUGCAAACUAGGGUUUUCUUAUUUGUGCUUAUUUUAACUUGAGCUCUUCCAUUCUGUAUCCUCUCUUCGGCGCGCUUCUGCUUUCCUUCAAUCCAAUCCAGGUAAGGGCUAAGGCAAGAGGGAGUGAAAAUGGUUGAGAAAACAAGAGGAAGAAAGGAAGAGGUGGUGACCAGGGAGUACACCAUCAACCUUCACAAGCGCCUCCAUGGCUGCACAUUCAAGAAGAAGGCUCCCAAGGCUAUACAGGAGAUCAGGAAGUUUGCAGAAAAAGCAAUGGGGACAAAGGAUGUGAGAGUCGAUGUCAAGCUGAACAAACACAUCUGGAGCCGAGGGAUCCGAAGUGUUCCUAGAAGGAUUAGGGUCCGCAUUGCUCGCAAGAGAAAUGAUGAUGAAGAUGCAAAGGAAGAGCUCUACUCUCUAGUAACUGUUGCUGAAAUCCCAGCUGAAGGAUUGAAGGGUUUGGGCACUAAGGUCAUUGACGAUGAUGAUGAGUAAUUUAUUGAUGUUUAGUUCUAUGAAAAACUUGCAUUUAUUCACCAAGAAAUUUACCCAGAGUUUUGGCUAGUGUUAUAUUUGUGACCUGUGAGACAUCAUUCUACGAAUAUUUUGGUUAAUUGUUGUCAAGACUAUUUAAGCUUGUUCCUUGUGCAAUUGAAAUUUCCGGCAGAUUUUAGAGUA
This is a messenger RNA of Gossypium arboreum, 736 nucleotides long. Its product is annotated as 60S ribosomal protein L31. Gene Ontology annotation, molecular function: structural constituent of ribosome. The record is from RefSeq and is a predicted model, not a curated record. Lineage: Eukaryota; Viridiplantae; Streptophyta; Magnoliopsida; Malvales; Malvaceae. Gene Ontology annotation, biological process: cytoplasmic translation. The transcript has 3 exons. Gene Ontology annotation, cellular component: cytosolic large ribosomal subunit; ribosome. Bases 188 to 553 code for a protein of 121 amino acids.